Ictalurus punctatus (channel catfish) is the source of this 991-nucleotide messenger RNA. RefSeq names its product beta-microseminoprotein. Bases 137 to 466 code for a protein of 109 amino acids. The record is from RefSeq and is a predicted model, not a curated record. NCBI's taxonomy places the organism in Eukaryota, Metazoa, Chordata, Actinopteri, Siluriformes, Ictaluridae. The transcript is spliced from 4 exons.
ACCUUUGCACCGUAGUGUUUACUGUCAGUGUGUCUGAUGGUCAUAACGUCAUAAGCCCUCUUUCUGUCCUAUAUAAAGCCAAUCAUCUGCUUUAGGUCAUAGAUUUCAAUACAUCAGCGCAUCCCAUCGUGAAAAAAUGUCCAUGUUGAAGAGGUCAGUGUUCGUGGGGUUUGUCCUGCUUGCUCUUGUCCAUGUGAGCCAUGCUGCCUGCUGGUCUGGGAGAAACAAUCCAGGAGCGACUCACUGUCUGGAUCCCGUGGAUGAGACAUUGCACCCGGUCGGAUCCAGGUGGACAAACAGCGAGUGUGUAAAGUGCUCGUGCAACGCCAAUAGCCUUUCGUGCUGUCAUGGAUGGCCAACGGGCACGACUAAAGGAUGCAUCAUUGAAUAUGAUUAUGAAAAGUGUACAUAUGAGAUAAUUAAUCUUGUAGAUCCAAGUCUUCCAUGUGGUGCUGCUGGAAAGUGAUUGUGAAGAUGAAAUUAAUUACGGUUUAUGAUCGAAUCAAGAGAGCAGAAGCACAAAAAUAGCAUUACUGAAUUACAUAAAAACUGGUGCUGAGUCUUUUGGGGUUUGCUUCCUCAUUAAACCCGACUAAAACCUCUGGUUCAAUCGAAGACGACACUGUGUACAUUCAUUCUUACUAAAAGUUUUAAAACAGUAUGGCUCCAGCACCAAAUUCUUCUUACCCUUUGUUCCAUGAAGCCAUUUGGAAGAUGAUUUGCAAAAACUUAAUAAAUCACUUAAUGAACACUCAGCUAACAUGCUAAUGCAUGCUCUGUGAUGACUAAUUUUUUGUAAUGACUCUGUAAUGGCACUUUUUUUGUUGUUAUGAUGAGGAUGAUAAUAAAUGAGUGUGAUUUUGGAUCAGACAACACUAAUAUGAAUAGAAACCGUAACACUGUGCAGUUAUUAAAUACAUUAAUGUACAUUCAUGUAAAAAAAUAAAUAAAAAAAAAGGCAAAGCAUAUGGUCUUAAAAGCCUUAAAUAUA